AUGUCCCUUCCGUCUCUCCUGGGAUUCACCUGGGGUUCUGCACACACUGGGUCCCAGCAUGGACUCCCCUCCCCUGUGUGGCCUCUUGCCACGGGGCCUUGGAAGAUCACGGACUCCGAGGGCCCGAGACCCACGGCCAAGCAGGCUCGCCGCGUCCCCCUCUCCUCCCCGACUCCUGCCUUCCCGCAAGAGCCUCGUGCGCGGCGCAGCGAGACGACCACACGGCGGCCCCCAGCGCCUCCCCCCCGGCGCCAGUCCGCACGUUCGCUCCCCGCCCGCCGCGCCCCUGCCCCCGGACGCGCCCCCGCCCCGCCGAGCCGCAGCCACCGCACCCGCCCGGCCCGUGCACGGAGGCUCCAGGCUGACCCUCCGCACCCGCGGCCGCUGCAGGGACGCGUCCCCAGCCACGCGCCUCCCACGGCCUCCCGCGGGGGGGGCGCCCGGAAGCCCCGACCCGCGCCGUCCCGCGCGCACCCCGCACAGCGGCCCGCAGCCGGGCUGGGGAAGGCGGCGCCCCUCGGCCCCCCGUCCCGGUCCCCGGCGCCCCGCGGGUCUCGCAGGAAGCGAGCUGCCGGCCGGGCCCGAGGCACCGGCUCCGCGCGGAAGCCGACCGGCCGCCCCGGCCCCUUCCCCCCGCGCGGCCGCCCCGGCCCCUUCCCCCCGCGCGGCCGCCCCGGCCCCACGACUGCCGCCCUGGCCGGGGAGGGGGCGAGGCGCGCGCGCCCCCGCAGCCCCCGCCCCGGCAUCCGGGGCACAGCACGGGGACCCCGUCCAGUGGCGACUUCCAGGAGAGGGGCAGUGACGGGCACCAGCGCUCGACGAGGUCCCGCCCAAACCGGGACCCGCAGCACCGAGGCCCUCGGCGACCGCGCGGCCCCGUGUCCCCAGGAAGGCCGCAGGCCGCCGCGGCGCAGCGCGGAAACCCGCCGGGCCGGGCUCAGGGGGCGCCGGCGGCAGGUGUCCCCGAAGGAGCCUGCGGGGCGUGAGGCGGGGGCGGGUCCUCCGCGCCCCGCUGCGCCCCGCCUCCCUCCGCACGCGCUCCCGCUCGCCCCGGCCGGUCGAGGCAGGAGGGUCUCCGAACGGCGGAACGCGGGGAGCCCCGGGUCCCUCUGGCCGCCUGGACACCUGCCUCCGUCCCGGACGCGGAAGACGCGCAGCGCUGCGGGCCGGGCCUCCCCGGGGGCCACAGGCCGGGGCUGCGGAGCGGCUGCCCGCGCCCCCGGGGCGUCUGCACGGGCCGGGGGCGCGCGGUCCCGCCGCUCGUCGGAAAACCGGGGACGGCCGGGAACCCCUCUGCGCAGCCUGAAACCCUGGUGGGUCCCAGCUGCCGUGGGAUCUGCCCGCCAGUGGCGACUUGGGGUCUCCAGCCUCUUUCCCUGGAGCCCGGCCUGUGCGGUCCAGAGGCGCCCCCUGCACCCCGGGGGCCAGGCCGACGUGCUGCCCUCGAGGCCGGCGCGCAAGCCCCGGCCGCCCCAGCCCAGAGAGCGAGGCCACGUCGCGGGUCCCGGCUGCGCACGAACGUGUCCCUUUACUGGCAAAGCCCACGGGGCAACCCGCCUCUGCUCCCCCGAGAAGCCACCGCCCCCGACCCCCAACCUAGACCAGCACCCGGCACCGCCCGGGGGCCCUGCUGACGGGCCUGGUCCCCGGGAAGGCUGCAAGCCCCACGCCGCAGGAAGGGCCUUCAGCCAACAGCUGGCCACCGGCUUCUGGCAAAAGGCCGCGGCAUCCCGGGAGCCAUCGAUGCCCCAGGAACGCGGCUGCUCUGGGACUGGGGCCCCAGCCGGCGCCGAGGACCCAGGUGCUCUGAGCGGGCGCUCAGGUCGCACGCACAACCCAGCAGAUGAGGUCUCCCUGCGUGGAAGGGCUUCCUCCCAGGAGGACAGCAGCUCUGGCUCCCACACCACAGCCUCUGGCCGCCUGGGGAAGAUCAGGCAAAGCGUCAGUCAACAGGGAAGCGGGCAGGAUGGCCCCCGCCCCUCCAACAGCAGCCCCAUGGCCGGAGCCACCCCCCCCAACGCCAGCGGACGGCUCCCUCUGACCGCAAGGUCCCCACCAGGAUGGAGGUGUGCGGUGCCCACACGAGGGGCUCUGCUCCAGGUUCUGUGCGGAGCGGUUGGCGGAGCCUGCAUCGGCCAUGCGGAGGCCCAGGGGACCAUCCUGCUUUGUUGCGGACACCUGCUGUCCUCCACAGCACACCGCAAUGGGCUGCCCUCCCGAGACCUGGGGGACAGUGCCCCACGAGACUCCCGGGUCCCAAAGAGGCGGUAA
Molecule: messenger RNA, 2271 nt
Organism: Lontra canadensis (Northern American river otter)
Lineage: Eukaryota; Metazoa; Chordata; Mammalia; Carnivora; Mustelidae
Product: basic proline-rich protein-like
Exons: 5
Coding region: 1-2271 (756 amino acids)
Source: RefSeq, a predicted model, not a curated record